This is a messenger RNA of Zonotrichia albicollis (white-throated sparrow), 868 nucleotides long. NCBI's taxonomy places the organism in Eukaryota, Metazoa, Chordata, Aves, Passeriformes, Passerellidae. The record is from RefSeq and is a predicted model, not a curated record.
UGGACCUGGCGGAGCUGCAGAAGGAGCUGCAGAAGAGCCGCAGCGUGUUCCCUGAGAACCCCUCGGUGUGGGUGAAGGACCUGGCUGGGUACCUCAACUACAAACUGCAAGCACCCAGGAGUGACCCCGUGCUGAGCCAGCACCCUCACGACUACCCGUACUGCCUGGUGGGCAAGGAGCUCAGGGGCAUCAUCCGCUCCCUGCUGGCCAAGGCCUCCGACGUCCUGGAGCUCUUCUUUGACCACUGCAUCUACACCAUGCUGCAGGAGCUGGACAAGGCCCAAGGGGAGUCCCUGCACGGGUACAGGAUCUGCAUCCAGGCCCUGCUGCUGUACCGGCCCCGCAUCGCCACCACCAACCUGGGCAAGCUCCUGACCUCCCUGAGCCAGUGCCUGAGCCUGGACCCGCUGAGCUUCAGCGUCUGGAGGCAGCUCUACACCAAGCACCUCGCCCAGUCCAGCUUGCUGCUGAACCACCUGCUGCAGUCCUGGGAGAGCAGCAGCAAGAAGGUGCAGCAGUCCCUGCAGGAAACGGUUCGCUCCUUCAAGGUGACAAACGAGGAGCUGGCAGCCAGGGGGGCCGGAGGGGACACGGACGUGGCCGCCUGUGACACCGCCUGCAAGGUUUGUGUUUCUGGGGGCCAGACAAACACACACCCAGGUUUCUCCACACCCUGUGACCGCUCUGGCUUUCCCUGUCCCACUGUCCCUGGGGGGAGAUCCCCAUCCCCUUGUGUUCUGCCUGCUCACAGGGUCAGGGGUGGACACCUGGAGCCCCUCACCUUCCCACCCCUUCCCGCCAAUGAAUGAACUGAUUUAUUUUAUUAUUUUUUCCUUAUAAUUGCUCUGUAUGCUUUAUAUUUCUUCCU